This is a messenger RNA of Egretta garzetta (little egret), 2435 nucleotides long. It is a transcript of the gene TBC1D22B, whose product is annotated as TBC1 domain family member 22B. NCBI's taxonomy places the organism in Eukaryota, Metazoa, Chordata, Aves, Pelecaniformes, Ardeidae. Gene Ontology annotation, biological process: activation of GTPase activity. The transcript has 14 exons. Gene Ontology annotation, molecular function: GTPase activator activity. The record is from RefSeq and is a predicted model, not a curated record. Bases 1 to 1722 code for a protein of 573 amino acids.
AUGAAGGAUGCUGGGAGCAUGCUGGGUAUCGGUGACCGCUCCGUGUCUAACCCUGGGGACCGCUGGUUUGUCUCCAGCCGAGACUUAACUCCCAAGAAAACUCGCCACAGAAAGGCCGAGCAGGUCCGGCGCGGGACUGGGGUGCUGAUAGUCACUUUGUUUCCGCCUGUUGCUGAUGAUUUUGCCCCCUCUGGGCUUGUGCUGCAGGAGAGGAAUGGUGCUAUCGUGUCCCCUGGCAAGAUCCUGCUGCCUGGCAUUCAACCUGUCUAUGGAGCACAGCAUCCUCCGCUGGAUCCUCAGCUCACCAAGAACUUCAUCAAGGACCGCUCCAAGGCCAAUGCGCUGCCUAUGAAAAGCAAGAAGGCCUCCAGCUUUCAUGAGUUUGCCCGCAACACCAGUGAUGCCUGGGACAUCGGUGAUGAUGAAGAUGAGGACUUCUCUUCCUCCUCUUCUUCUUUGCAAACUCUGAACUCUAAAGUGGCCAAGGCCACGGCAGCCCAAGUUCUGGAGAACCACAGCAAGCUGAGGGCAAAACCUGAGCGGGCCCAGUCUGCUCUCAGUGACAUGCCCACCAACUGCAAGGUCAUCAAAUCCAGCAGCGAGGCCCAGCUCUCCAGGACAUCUGAGGAGGCCUGUGUGCGGACCCCCCUUCAGAAGCAGCAGUCCCUUCCCCUUCGGCCUGUCAUUCCACUCGUCGCCCGAAUCUCUGACCAAAAUGCUUCGGGUGCUCCCCCCAUGACAGUGAGGGAGAAAACCCGCCUGGAAAAGUUUCGGCAGCUCCUUUCCAGCCACAACACGGACCUGGAUGAGCUGAGGAAAUGCAGCUGGCCUGGUGUGCCCAGAGAGGUCCGGCCCGUGACGUGGCGUCUCCUCUCAGGUUAUCUCCCCGCAAACAUGGAGCGGCGAAAGCUGACUUUGCAGCGUAAGCGGGAGGAGUACUUUGGCUUCAUCCAGCAGUAUUACGAUUCCCGGAAUGAGGAACACCAUCAAGACACCUACCGACAGAUCCACAUCGACAUCCCAAGGACCAACCCACUCAUCCCCCUCUUCCAGCAGCCGCUCGUCCAGGAGAUCUUUGAAAGAAUCCUGUUUAUCUGGGCCAUUCGACACCCAGCCAGCGGCUAUGUACAGGGAAUCAAUGACCUGGUCACUCCGUUCUUUGUUGUGUUCCUCUCUGAGUAUGUUGAGGAGGACGUGGAGAACUUUGACGUGACAAACCUGUCGCAGGACGUUUUACGGAGCAUCGAAGCCGAUAGCUUCUGGUGCAUGAGCAAGCUGCUGGACGGGAUACAGGAUAACUACACCUUUGCACAGCCAGGGAUCCAGAAGAAAGUCAAAGCCCUGGAGGAGCUAGUCAGCCGGAUCGAUGAGCAGGUACAUAAUCACUUUAGGAAGUACGAGGUCGAAUACCUGCAGUUUGCCUUUCGCUGGAUGAACAAUCUGCUUAUGAGGGAGCUGCCUCUUCGCUGCACCAUCCGCCUCUGGGACACCUACCAGUCGGAGCCAGAAGGAUUCUCCCAUUUCCACCUGUAUGUCUGCGCCGCCUUCUUGAUCAAGUGGCGGAAGGAGAUCCUCGAUGAGGAAGACUUUCAAGGCCUUCUAAUGUUGUUACAAAACCUGCCCACGAUACACUGGGGUAACGAAGAGAUCGGACUCCUGCUGGCCGAAGCCUACAGACUCAAGUACAUGUUUGCAGAUGCCCCCAAUCAUUACCGCCGAUAGGUGCCAGGACUUGACUCCCUCCUCUCCCCUGCGCCUGCCCUCUCGUCCUGGCCCAAUCUGAUCACUGUGGCAUUUUUGUCGUCCCAAGUCCUCGGACACUCCAGCCGGGAGCUGCUCCUCGCUGUACAAAGCUCACAUUGACUCUUGUCUUAACUCUUAACGUGUGCCUGUCUGCCACUCCAUGCGCCUGGAUGUGCCACUCCAACGACCGUCAGUAUUUCACGCUGUGCCGGUGGCUCGAGCCAGGGAGAGAGGCGUGAAGGGGCUGGGGGGGAGGACAUGGGGGGCAGCUUCACAGAUAAACUGAGCCGAGGACGAAGCCCUCCUAUCCUCUCCACCCUUUGCCCUGGGCUUGUCCGGCUGGGACCACCUCAGCUUCGCUGCCUCGCGUUAACCUGCCACCACGAGCACUGCCCCAUCUGCUCCCCCUCUCUCUCUUCCGACACCGUUCGCUCCAAAUCCCAGAUGAAAAUGCCUUAUCAGAGACCCGCCUGGCCGGAAAAUCCUUCCCCCCGAGGGCGGCAGGGCAAGAAGUUUCUCUCAGGGCCUAGCUUCGCUCCGAGGGUCCGGAGAACCCAAGCACUUUGUGGGUUCGUGAGAGAGCCCCUCGCGCCUGUCCCCACUCCUCUCCAUCCUCUUCGCCUUCCUCUUCCCCCGGGGUGGGCACAGCGGCGGGGGGGAGGGUCCAACCCCCCGUGGGUUUGAUGGAUGCC